AAACUACAACCUUUUAAUCAAUGAGUUGGCAAUCCGGUUGGCGGCAACAGCUUGUCCAAAUAUGACUGAAUGUGGUGUGUGCAUGCCAAUUCGUCUCUCAUCUAAAAGAUACGUGUAAAAGAUUACUAUUUUCAGACUUGACUUCUUUCUUGUUUCUCGAAGCUUUUACACCUCUAUAAUGUUGUCUUUCAAAUUUUUACCACUUUUGUUUUAUUCCUGUUGUUUCAUUAUAUUGGCCAACACAACUGUGAUUGAAGUUAACUCGUAUAAUUUCAACCAGACUGUUUCAAAGAUGUAUUUUUCCAUACUGUUUGUUGCAACAAAAGACUGCGUGCAGUGCGACAUUGAAUAUCCUAAAUUUCUGGCAGCAUCCCAAUCUUUCCACUCUGAUCCACAGAUCUAUUUUGGCUAUGUUACUGAUUCUGAACUUAUCAAAAGUUUCGGGGUCACUGAGUAUCCAUCAAUUGUCUACUAUGAACCAGGCAAUGAAUCACCAACUAUUUCUGAUCAAGAUCAUACUGUAGAAGGUGUCAUAAAAACUAUUGCAAAAGCAAUGAAAGGUGACUUUUCACGUGUGAAACGGGAAUAUGCUGCUGAACUGGUUGAAGAGAAUUAUGACAAAAUAGUUAGCUUGCCAAACGUUUAUACCUUGAUAUUGCUUUAUGAAAAUAGUGAGGCUAAAGAACAUCUUUCAGUCUUCGAGAAAAUUGCUGCCAGUUUCCGGAAUGAUUUUAAUAUUGUUUUUGGUAAAGUUAAUGCUGAAAAAGAAGAGGCUCUCAGAUCUGAUUUUGGACGAAAGAAAUAUCCUGCCAUGUACUGGUACUCCAUAGAAAACAAGAAUGCUCGAAAACGUUAUGGUGGACGUCUUGAGUUAGUGGAAAUGGUAACAUUUAUAAACGAACAAACUAAUAUUAAUAGACAGCCAGGUGGAGAGCUAGAAGAAACGGCUGGUCGAGUCGAAGCUCUUGAUAAAUUAGUGGUACAGAACGUCAAACAAAUAUAUGAAGGGAAAAACUUGAAAAAAUUACUUAAGAUGUUGAAGAAUGACUACAGCAGAAAUGAACAUGAAAAAUAUUACACGUACAUAAUUGAAAAUAUUCAUGCCACAAGAUCAUCUGAUUUCCUGGAAGAGGAAAGAGGAGAAGUUUUGAAGAAACUGAGUGAUCGAGUGUUAACACCAGUUCAAAUGGACAAUCUUCGACGCAAGCAAAACAUCUUGCACAAAUUUAUUGAUGAGAUUGCCAUGUAUCUCAUAAAUAUAAAUGGAAUCGACACAUCUUUUGGUGGAAUGGAAGAUCCAAGUAGGCUUGGUGAAUUUAGUGGUUCCUUUGAAACUUUUGAUACAUCAACAACUACAAAGCAAAAGAAAAUAACUAUACAUGAAGAAUUAUAACAUCUUUUUUGUUAAAAAUACCAUUUCAAUUCAUUUUAAAUCAUAGAUUCUUUGCAAUUGCUUUACAUGAAGAAGUGUACACUUCUCUUUUACUUUCCAUUUAGUUCAUUGUAAUUCAUAAAUACAUAACAAUCUGUUUUGUCAUCUUAAGAUUGUCACCUACCAUAAGAAGUUUACAACUUGAUUUUGAGUUCUAUAGCUUUUUCAUUGGUAUAUGAUUUUACAAUUUGCAUGACUUUUAUUAUUAUUAUUAUUAUUAUUUUGUUUUUUUUUCUGUGUCUAGUAAAAAUGUUAAAGAAGAAAAAUCAUGAGUAAUUCAAAUGUAUUUCUUUUUUUGAAGUCUCUAUUUUAAUAUUUUAUGCUUUUAUUAAAACACAUUCAAAUAUCUUUGAGCAAUUCCAUUAAAGAAUAGAACAUUAUUAUUAUUAUUAUUAUUAUUAUUAUUAUUAUUAUUAUUAUUAAUAUUAUUAUUAUUAUUAUUAUUAUUAUUAUUAUUAUCAUCAUCAUCAUCAUCAUUAUUAUUAUUAGUAAGGCAGUGAGCUGGCAGAAUUGUUAGUAUGCUAGAUGAAACGCUUAGUGGUAUCUUGCCUGUCGCUAUGUUCUGAGUCCAAAUUCUGCUGAAGCCAACUUUGCUUUUCAUCCUUUCACAGUCAAUAAAUUAAAUACCAGUGAAACACUGGGGUCAAUGUAAUUGAUUAAUCCCCUCCUGCCAAAUUUCAGGCCUUGUGCCUUUAGCAUCAAGGAUUAUCAUCAUCAUCAUCAUUAUUAUUAUUAUUUAGUAAAAUGUAUGUGUAAAUAUAUAUAUGUGUGUGCAUGUGUAUGAGUAUAUAUGCAUAUGUGUAUCUACACAUACAUAUACAUACCUUCCUAUAGUAGCUUUAUAUGACUAUGAAAAGUAAAGUAAAAUGUACUUGAAACUACCUUGAGCAAAAUGAAUGUGCUCUUAGUUUCCUGAAGGCUAUUUUUGGGGAAAAAAUUUUAGGGGGCGGUGUUUGGUUAAAACACACACACACACACACACACACACACACACACACACACACACACACACACACACACACACACACACACACACA
This is a messenger RNA of Octopus bimaculoides (California two-spot octopus), 2469 nucleotides long. RefSeq lists its product as uncharacterized. NCBI's taxonomy places the organism in Eukaryota, Metazoa, Mollusca, Cephalopoda, Octopoda, Octopodidae. Gene Ontology annotation, cellular component: endoplasmic reticulum. The record is from RefSeq and is a predicted model, not a curated record. Gene Ontology annotation, molecular function: protein disulfide isomerase activity. Gene Ontology annotation, biological process: protein folding.